Camellia sinensis is the source of this 970-nucleotide messenger RNA. RefSeq lists its product as uncharacterized. NCBI's taxonomy places the organism in Eukaryota, Viridiplantae, Streptophyta, Magnoliopsida, Ericales, Theaceae. The record is from RefSeq and is a predicted model, not a curated record.
UCUAUAUAUAGCUCUCACAUUGGAUCAAAGCUCACUCACAGCCUGUACUCUUCCAUUCUUGCUUUCAGAUUCUCUCUCUCUCUCUCUCUCUCUCUCUCUCUCUCUGCUUUCAUUUGCAUUUCCAAUGGCCACUGUUGAGGUUACACUGGCAGCAACAGCAUUGCCAGAAAUUGAAACAACUGAGUUGAGCAAGACCCAGCCAGAAGAGGCAGUGGCAGCACCACCUGCCCCAGAGCUAGUGACUGAAAAACCAACUGAGGUGGCAGCAACAACAGAGGAGCCAGCAGCUGCCCCGGAAGCUGAAGCCCCGGCAGUUGAAGCCAAGAUUAAGGAAGUUGUUGAGGAACCUGAAGUUGCUGCUGAAGAGGCUCCAGAGGUGAAGGCAGAACUUCUUGUUGAGGAGACAAAAGAAGAAACUACCGAAGUUACUGAUGCUGCACCGGUCCCUGCAGAAGAGGCUCCAGAGGUGAAGGCAGAGCCUGUUGUUGAGGAGGUGAAAGAUGAAACUACUGAAGCUACCAAUGCACCGGCUGAUCCUGCCCCAGCAGAACAGGCUCCAGAGGUGAAGACAGAGGCAGCUGAAGCAACGGAUGCUGUACCGGCUGAGGAACCGGUGUCUGAAGAAAAGAAACCAAGUGAAGUUGCAGUUGAGAAGAGUGAGGAUUAGAGGAUAUAUUGUCUAUGAAGACAGACAAAAGAGUGUGGGUUUUCUAGGGUUGCAUUGCAUUUCAGGAGUUGUUUUUUAAGUUUUUAAUCUCAUUUUUAGUUGAUAUUUGAUUGUCAUCAAUUAUUAUUAUGAUUUAAGCUAAGGUUUUUGGAACCUAAAAUUAUGGUAAUGUUGAUCACUUGGGUCCACAUCAGCUUACUUGCCAAAUAAAUGGCAAAUAUGGGUUUGGUGGUGUGAAAGGGUGAGAUUUGUGAAAUAUUUGUAGUUCUCAUUUCUAAUAAUAAAUAUUUUUGGUUUUUCUCA